UUAAUUCGUUACCACGCCUACCAAAAUGAAAGAAAAGUGAAUCACUUCUUGCUAAAACCACCAUAAUAGCAAUUUUUUUCGUUUUGUGUGAUAUAUACAAUGAUAGAGAAGGAAGUUUACCGAUAAGUUUUUACAAAAACCUUGUUUUUUAAACCGAACUGUAGAUUUUGUGUGUGACUAACUGCAAACUAAACCGCACCUCUUCUAUCGUUCGUCUGUUGACUGUGUACCGUGGACGAGUGUGUAGAAUCGUUAUGAAGACCGAGUGUUCUAUUUAAGAUAUUUUGGUAUAGCUCAAUACUUAUAACGAUGAAGUCCAAAAUAGGCUGUUAUUUUUUUCUAUUCGUAAUUUAUUAUUAUAGCAAUUGCUGUAACGCUAGAGAAGUACCAUCCCCUCCAUUAAUUGUUAAGCAGCCUCCCACAGACGAAGUCCUGUUCCAAGUUGAGCAGGGAGAAAACGACAAACCUUUUUAUAUCGAAUGCGAAGCAGAGGGAGAACCAGCUCCAAAAUAUUAUUGGAUCAAAAAUGGUAAAAAGUUCAAUUGGCAGGCAUAUGACGAUCGUAUAUCUCAACAGACUGGGCGAGGUACCCUUUCAAUCGCCAAACCUUCUGACGUAGAUAUUGGACAGUACCAAUGUUUCGCAGAAAAUCAGUACGGUAUUGCUACAUCAAACUCAGUAUUUAUGAGAAAAGCAGAAUUAAAUUCUUUUAAAAAUACUCCACCCAUUUCAUUAACUGGACGAGAAGGUGAACCCUUUAAUUUGACAUGUCAACCGCCAGAUGGAUGGCCCAAGCCUGUCGUACAUUGGAUUAUAAUGUAUACUAACGGAGGCUUCAAAACGAUCAACUCUUCUCGAAUGACCUUAGAUCCCGAGGGGAAUUUGUGGUUUUCCAACUUGACUAUGUCAGACAACACCGAUAAUUUUAUGUAUGCUUGCGCAGCUACUAGUCCAACGAAACACGAGUACAAAUACGGAAACAGAGUUUUAUUAAAUGUUGUUUCUGCUGGAGUUUCUGCUUCUCUGAAUCGAGUUCCCCCAAAACUACAGUAUGUCACUAGAAAAAACGAAGUUGGUUAUCGAGGCAAGAGAGUGGAGCUAUUCUGUAUAUUCGGCGGAACGCCUCUACCACAAACUGUUUGGUCCAAAGAUGGUAAAAUUCUGCGCUCUACAGACAGGGUAACACAGGGUAAUUAUGGGAAGUCUUUAAUAAUCAAAAUAGUUGAUUUCGACGAUGCGGGAACUUAUACUUGUGAAGUUAGUAAUGGGGUUGGCGAAUCUCAGUCAUACUCUAUCCAUCUGAAAGUUUACGCCGUUCCAUACUUUAUCGAAGAACCGAAAGUUAUUACAGCCGCUGAAGAUGAAACUGCUGAAUUUAAGUGUAUUGCCGGAGGUGUGCCUGAACCUGAAAUAAAGUGGAUUUUCAAUGGGCAGCCUAUUGAAAGGGCGCCUCCAAACGAUAGGCUCAAGAUACAACCAGGAAGACUUAUUAUCGAACGCCUUGUCAAGAACGACACGGGAAACUACGGCUGUAACGCUACCAACUCUCUGGGUUAUGUCUACAAAGACGUUUACGUUAACGUCCAGGCUUUAUCCCCUGAAAUAACGGAAGCGCCUAGAGACACGUACGCCGUGGAUAAUCAAAGUAUUAAUAUGACUUGUAAAGUAGUUGGAGCGCCGAGGCCCACCAUUAAAUGGAUUCACAAUGGGAAGGAAUUGACUGGAGGCAGGUUCAAAGUUCAGGAAAGCGGCGAUCUACUUAUUUCCGACGUCCAGUUCGACGACAGAGGCAAUUACACUUGUUACGCCGAGAAUAAGAUCGACAAAGCCAGUGCUAGCGCCAGGUUAUUUGUCAAAGCUCAUACAUACAUCACGGAUGGUCCGACGGACUAUGAAGUCGAGUCUGGAACAUCGGCAACCUUCAGAUGUAACGCUGCAACGGAUGAAUCGCUCGAACUAGAGAUAGUUUGGUUGAAAAACGGACAACCCAUCGAUUUCGAAGCAGAACCACGAUUUGUUAAAUCUUACGAUUAUUCAUUAACGAUAACGAAAACGAUCGAAUUAGAUUCGGGCACUUACACUUGUUUGGCAAGAACUGAACUGGACGAAGCUUCAGCGCAGGCCCAGUUAAUCGUUCAGGCAGUUCCAAAUGCUCCAGGUGAUAUACAGGUGGAAUGUCACAAAUUAGACGCUACGAUUCGCUGGUCACCUAAAGGAGACAACAGAGCCAGAAUAUUACAUUAUAUUAUUCAGUAUAACACUAGCUUUACUGCGGAUUCUUGGGAAAUAGCGUACGAUAAUGUUCCUGCAGUCGAUACAACUUACACAGUUCCUAUGAGUCCUUGGGCCAAUUAUACUUUCAGGGUAAUAGCUGUAAAUAAAAUCGGAAGAUCCUUACCGUCACCUCAUUCAGAAAUGUGCUCAACACCACCGGAAGUUCCACAUAAAAAUCCUGAUAACGUAGUUGGGGAAGGAGAUAGACCAGAUAAUCUUGUGAUAUCUUGGACUCCUAUGCCGCAGAUUGAACAUAACGCUCCCGGAUUUAAAUACAGGGUCUACUACAAAAGGGACAUCGCCGGAAAAGAUUACGAACCCCCUCAAGAGAUAACAAAUUGGCGUCAAAACAAACUCGAAAUUCCUAACCAGCCGUCUUUCCAGCAGUACAGAAUCAAAGUUUUAGCUGUGAAUGACGAAGGGGAAGCUAACGUUUCGCCACAAGACGUUAUUGGAUAUUCUGGAGAGAGUGAACCGGAGUUAGCACCUCAAAAUUUCAGUGUGCUCAACGUACAAAGUCCGACAAAUGCUCUUUUAAGUUGGAUUCCGGUUCCUUUGGAGUCAGUCAAAGGUCAUUUCAAGGGUUACAAAAUCCGGACAUGGAGUGACCAGUCGCCUAUUCGCAACGAGAUUCAGGUUCAAGGAGGCACAGCCAAGGCUCUCGUCAAUAAUUUCGUUCCGAACACCAAAAAUUACGCUCAAGUUUACGUUUACAAUGGAAAAUACAACGGCCCUCCAAGCGAAACUCUUAGUUUCCAUACUCCUGAAGGCGUUCCUGGUGAGAUGGAUUCAUUAGAAGCUCUGCCUUUGGGAUCUUCGGCGUUUUUGCUGAAAUGGGAGAAACCUGAGAGGCCUAACGGUAAUCUUACUGGUUAUAACAUUUACUACGCAGAAGUCGACAAUAAUAUGAAGGUGGGAAGGCCUAUUCCCAGAACACCCCACAUUGAAGAUCCCAAUAAACUUCGAGCUAAACUUGCCGGAUUAAAUGCCGAUACGAAGUACCGAAUCUACAUAAGCGCUAAAACGAGAGCUGGAGAGUCCAAAAUGUACUUUAUUGAAGCCAAUACAAAAGCAAGAGGUUCUCACAAACCCGGUCAGCCGAACUUUGACUGGGAACCUAUCCAAAACGGCAAAACUUCAUCUGUAAGGAUACAUUGGAAACCUAGCGAGGACGGAAAGCCCGGUUCACACUUCUACGUCAAAUACAAGAAGAGAGGAGAAACUCAGUAUCUACGUACUCCACCUGAGAAGAGUGAAGAUUAUCAGGAUGUUCCCGGUUUAGAAACAGGAGAGGCUUAUGAAUUCAUAGUAACUUCAGUGGAUGGGGACUUUGAAACAGACAGUGAGUCACAGGAAGUGUACGCUGACGACAUAAAAAUCACUCCUAAAGAUCCGGUAGCGACAGCAGGCUGGUUUAUUGGAAUGAUGCUGGCCAUCGUCUUCUUGCUGCUGGUUCUUAUUAUCGUCUGUAUUGUUAAAAGAAACCGUGGUGGAAAAUACGCAGUUCACGAACGAGAACAAGCCAACGGCCGGCACGAUUAUCCUGAUGAAGGCGGCUUCCACGAAUAUUCGCAACCGUUAGACAACAAAUCACAUGGAAGGGCAUCUAUGAGCAGCGAGCCGAAGAUUGGACCAGAGAGUGAUACAGAUUCUAUGGCUGAAUAUGGAGAUGGUGAUACAGGUCGAUUUACUGAAGAUGGUUCUUUCAUUGGUCAGUAUGUCCCAAGUAAUAUGAAACAAAUAGGAGCUGUUGGUGCACCUGGCACCCACAGCAACGCAAUGGCAACAUAUGUCUAGAGAAAUUAUUACAAACUAGCUUUCAGUGUGGUGUUUAUUCUAUUCUUCUAUUGAGUGAACUAUCUCUAAUUUAUUAUAUGAAUAGGUUCAGUUUAGUUGGCAUCACGGUAGCUUGAGAGAAAAUCUCAUUAUUUAUCAUAAUUGAAUUGCAGUAAAUUCGUCCUUUUGUUCUUUAAGUAGGUUGUAAUGUUUGCUAAUCAAAAUAUGAAUUUAAUAUAUGAUAUAGUAAUAUAUUUUGUUGUUCGUUGCAGUUUGAAAAUUGUAAUGAUUUUGUUGAUAACAUGCUGAUUUCACUGUAUGUUUAUUGUAUUAUAGUAUAAUAUUAAGUUUUCAUAAUUUCAGGGCUUAGAAUAAAACAAAUAACUGUUUUACAGAGAAUAUUCCACUUCCAUUUUGCCUCUACUGGUUUGUUUUGUUCUAAAUCCUACAGCGUUUUCUCAUAGAUGUAAAGAUAAUUUAAGUUUUUAUAUACCCUGCGCUGAUAUCGCUGUCAAAAAUCGUUUUGUAUUCAUUUUUGUAUUAUAUAUUUUUAUAUUGCGUUUCGCGACACUGCCUUAUGACUUAAAAGUUGCCAUAAAAUUUGGUAUCAUUUAUCUUCAUGUUUCUCCAUGACAAAUUUUAGGAUAAUUUUAUUUUUAAGUAUUAUUGUGAAGGUUCCAAGUAAAAUCUUCUUACAUACAUACAGAAAACGACUUCGUUUUAAAAAUUGACGUUUAUUUUCGAAUUUUUGACUUUUUUUUGAGUAAUGUACUUGUAACUUGAUCACAAAACUAUUUUUUGCACCACAUUUUUUAAAAAGACUUAUCUAAAUUCAAUAUAGUCAAUAAAGCGAUCAAAAGAAGCCAUUGAAUUAAAGACAACUAAGCAACUAAUACUAUAAAUUUAUAAAAUAUACGUAAGAAUUUAUUUUCAAGAUAUUAUCCUAAAUUUAUCCUAUGUCAAUUUCAAAUAAAUAAGCUUUCUGUCAAACAGGGGGAGGUGCUAUUUAUAUGGUUAUAUCUUUGUUGCGUAUUGUUGCUUGUUAAAAUCUUACCACAUUUUCAAACAAAAAAUAAAAUAAUCACGUUGGACAGAUAGAUUUUGAUUUUUCAGAAUACAAAAAUUCAUCUGUGAUUUAAAAUUUUCUUUUCCUUGGAAGCAGGGUGUUUGAUCUUUAACCAAUGAUACUCUAUAGUUUAUAAGAAUUGUAUUUAAAAUGACGGUGUUUCAGGGGCUUCUUUGCUUGAAUAAGAGGUCAUUGACAUUAAUAUUCGGUUAUUUGAUAUUUGAGCUUUAUAAUAUUAUUAUAUUAGGAACAUUGGCUUUUGUACAUGUAAUUUACAUUAAAAGAAUGGCGUUUUUUGGUAUGUGAGCACUUUUUUUAAUAAGAUUUUGAGGAGAGCUGCACUGCUGGGUAAUAGAUAAGAUCUUUCAAUGAAAUAUAUUUAAUCGUCUAAAUAUUACAAAUAAAAAUGCUUUACUACUUCUACUUCAGAUGGACUUAUAAUAUUUUUUUAUUGUCGUGUACAAAUAAUCUAUUUGCAUACACGUUAGUAAUUCAUUAUAAUUGUUGUAUAGGAUAUUUCUGGCAUUUUUGUGUUUAUUUUCUUAGAUUAAAACCGAUUGCUAUGUAUUUUCUUAGCAAUAGAUUUUUAUUAAAUAAAGGGCUGACUAAACCCACAUAUUUUUGUUAUCUAUAUUUACUUUUGUAACAGAUGGUUUAGUUUUAGAAUUUGUUUAUAAUAAAAUACUGUUUUCGUCUCAUUUUUGCACUAAUAAAAUUUAAAAGUGUACAUACAGUGUGUAUUUUUUCCUCAUUUUGGUAUUCUUAUACAUUAAAUUUAUUGAUCAAGGUUUCAAGUUGUUGCUGAGAAUACCUAUCUAUAAUUUUAAAUUUAAUUAUUAAGUUUUUAAGUAGUAUCUCGUUAAUGAUUAUUAAUUUGCUGUUUUAUAAUAUAAAUGUGUUUAAUUCUAUAACAGAAUUUGAAUUUUCUAUGUAAUGGCGAAUGCGCCUGGCAAAUAUAAUGCGCCUGGUAAAUAAAUUUGUUCUGGUGGUCAUGAACUUAUUAAAUUAUUCGGGGAAAUGAAAUGGGAAUUAAAACUAAAUAUAAUUAUUGUAUUUUUGAAUCAUUUAUCAUACGAACAUAUCUUGCAAAUAUAUUAUGUAGACAUAGGACAUAAGGAUGUACUUAGACAUACCUAUGUCUAGAUUCUAAUAAUAUAUCUGUAAUACAUUUCGAAAUAAAAAAAUAAAUAAACAUGUAGUAUAAAAUACCUUAUAUUAUUAUGUUUUAAAUUUACUUAUCUAAUUUUUUUUGAGGAAAUAAAUACUUCCAAUUUUUAUAAUAAAACAAGGGAUUGCAAUCGCUCAAUGAGGAACUCCUCAGUUUAAAAUUACUAAAAGCUAAAUACUAAAGUCAAUUAGUCCUACCUAAAAUAAUAAUUUAACUAAUAUUUUAAAAUAACUUAAUACUUAUAAAGUAACACGUUCGUAAUACUUUAUAUUAGACAGUUUAAUAAAGCCAUGGUAAUGCGUCAGAAAUUUAAAAAAAAAUAAAACGAUAAUAUAACUAAGUCAACAUUUUGAUCGCUUAUGAAAAAUCUACUUAGACCUAACCAUGACAUUGGCCAUCUGUCUCGCAAAAUAUCUAUAUCUCUGCACA
Molecule: messenger RNA, 6713 nt
Organism: Sitophilus oryzae (rice weevil)
Lineage: Eukaryota; Metazoa; Arthropoda; Insecta; Coleoptera; Curculionidae
Product: neuroglian
Exons: 13
Coding region: 310-4071 (1253 amino acids)
Biological process (GO): cell-cell adhesion; brain development
Molecular function (GO): cell-cell adhesion mediator activity
Source: RefSeq, a predicted model, not a curated record